UCUACACUCUGUCCAUCUCUAGCUCUCUUGCUUUUAUCUAUAACCUUACUCCAUAGCCAAACGCUUUUGCAGGAGCGAUCGAGAAAGAGAGAGAGAUCUCUCUCCAAUCUUAUCGCAAGAAGCAACACUGGUUUGAAUUAGGUCAACAUGAUGAACCUCAUGCCACAAUCAUUCCGAUCAGAAAUGGGUAUGUACGACAUUGAAAUAGAAGGUGCAAACGUUAAGGUAAGCAUAGUCGAUGAUCCUGAUUUGGUUGAUACUAAGAUGGAUGAGUUAAGAUCUUCUUUACUAUCUCAAAAAAAUAAAAUAAAAAAGAUCUUCAUUACAAACUUCAGAAAGGCGUUUCUCAAAAACAAAAAAAAAACUUCAAAAAGGAAAGUUGUUGGACUCGACAUUAAGUUUGUCAAAACUGAUGGGAAUUUAAAUAUUGGCAAGCUUUUGCUUCUCUGUGUUGGGAGUCAUUGCUUGAUGAUCCAAUUACCCGACUCGGAGCACAUAUCUCGUACCCUUGGGCGGUUUCUGUCUGAUGAGACUAUAUGUUUUCUGGGAACCGGAAUGAGCAACAUAGUUUCAGAGCUAGGCAGCUUUUCUUUUUGUACACAGAGAAAAAAGAGAAGGAACUUUGACGUUAGUGUAUAUCAUAGGGUGUCUGUAAACACAGGUGUUGAAGUAGGCUUUUUGGCUGCUAAAAUUCUGAAGAAACCCAAUGUUGAGAAUUAUGGAUUAGCAGAGUUGGCAGGUGAAGUUGGAAUGGAUAUAAAGGAACCAAUUGGUGAAUGUCCUAACUGGAAUGCUAAGGUGUUCUCACAUGAAGAGGUCAAGUAUGCAGUGCACAAUGCCUAUACUUCUUAUGUUAUUGGGAAUAAGCUCCUUGAUAUGCUCUAAGCCUCUAAGGCCAUCUUGUCUAUGGGUUUGACUGCUUUAAUUCUGUUGUUAUAUAUGCUAUAUAUGCUAAUGUUGCAUGUGAUUUGUGUAAUUCGAACUACUUUAAUGAAAUUUCUGGUUGUGCUCGGUU
Messenger RNA from Quercus lobata, 1015 nucleotides. RefSeq lists its product as uncharacterized. The record is from RefSeq and is a predicted model, not a curated record. The coding region runs from base 148 to 885 and encodes 245 amino acids. Lineage: Eukaryota; Viridiplantae; Streptophyta; Magnoliopsida; Fagales; Fagaceae. The transcript has 2 exons. Gene Ontology annotation, molecular function: 3'-5' exonuclease activity; nucleic acid binding. Gene Ontology annotation, cellular component: cytoplasm; nucleus.